Molecule: messenger RNA, 1925 nt
Organism: Humulus lupulus (European hop)
Lineage: Eukaryota; Viridiplantae; Streptophyta; Magnoliopsida; Rosales; Cannabaceae
Product: pentatricopeptide repeat-containing protein At1g80880, mitochondrial
Exons: 2
Coding region: 54-1604 (516 amino acids)
Molecular function (GO): protein binding
Source: RefSeq, a predicted model, not a curated record
UAGGCGAAGAAAAAAAAACGGUAUCUUUCAGAACGGAGCUAUGUUCUUCAGAGAUGUCAUUUACAACGCUUUGUAGGAGCCUUCAGAGAAGCCAUCUCCAAUUCUUGUUACCACUUGUUUUGCUCCAACCACACUCAACCUCUGCUUCUCUUCUUUCACAACCUUCUCAUUAUCGUCUCUUUCAAGCAUUUCAUCAAACACUUUCCAGUCCUCAAAACUCUCCUCUGCAAACCCUCCGUUUCUCCACUCUCCAACAACAUUCAUCCCAAAUUAUCGGCGACCCAUUUGCGUUCGACCCGGAAAGAUUUCAGAAUGAGCUCCAAGACCCUGGUCUUCUCCAGUUUCUUAAACUACUCGAACAGGUUGCACCGCUUCCCACAGAAGCAGAAGCCAUGGCUUCACUUGACGAAUCGGGUAUCGAGUACAGUGGAGAUAUGAUUCGUUCGGCAAUCUGGGCACUGAGGAAAGAGUGUAGACUGGCCCUUUUGGCUUUCGAAUGGGGUGACAGAUGGGGUUGUUGUGAUGAAGAAGCUUGGAAUUUGAUGAUAUGGAUAUUGGGUAAUCAUAGAAAGUUUAACACUGCUUGGUGUUUAAUUAGAGACCUGCAUCGGUCUUCAAUCGAUACGCGGCGUGCAAUGCUUAUUAUGAUUGAUAGGUAUGCAUUUGCAAAUGAUCCACACAAGGCCAUAUGGACAUUUCAUAUCAUGGAGAAGUUUGGAUUGAGUCCUGAUCAAGAAGCAUUCUAUAUGGCCCUGAAUGCUCUUUGCAAACAUGAAUUCAUUGAAGAGGCUGAAGAAUUUAUGCAUGCAAACAAAAAACUCUUUCCUCUACAGACCGAGGGCUUUAACAUUAUUCUUAAUGGAUGGUGUAAUGUAUCAGUUGAUGUAUUUGAGGCCAAGCGAAUUUGGAGAGAAAUGUCCAAAUUCUGUCUUACACCGGAUGCAAUUUCUUAUACCCACAUGAUUGCCUGUUUCUCAAAGGUUGGGAAUCUUUUCGACUCGCUUAGACUGUAUGAUGAAAUGAAGAAAAAUGGUUGGUCUCCAAGUGUCAAGGUUUACAAUUCUUUGGUGUUUGUAUUAACUCAAGAAAAUUGCUUAAAGGAAGCUCUCAAGUUGCUAGAGAAGAUGACAGAGCUGGGUUUGCAGCCAGACCCCACCACCUAUAACUCAAUAAUACGUCCUUUAUGUAAAGCAAAAAGGCUAGAGAAGGCGCAAAUUAUGUUAGCCACUAUGAUAGGAGAGAACAUUAGUCCAACCAUAGACACCUAUCAUGCAUUUCUUGAGAGUGGAGAGUUUGUUGAAAUUCUUGGAAUUCUUAGUCGGAUGAGGAAAGCUAAGUUAAGCCCUAAUAACGAAACCUUUCUUAUGGUUCUUGAAAAGUUCUUCAAGUUGGAGCAACCCGAGAAUGCAUUAAAGAUUUGGGAAGAAAUGAAGAAUUAUGAAGUUGUGCCAGAUUCUACACAUUACACAGUUAUGGUACAAGGACUGGCAAAAUGUGGGUUGUUAAUCAAGGGUAGAGAAUUUUUGGCUGCAAUGAAAUCGCAAGGGUUUUUGGUGGAUCCAAAGCUCGAGAGGCUGUUGAAGGAACCGGUGAGUGAAAGUUAGUGACCAAACAAACGGCAGUUUACACAGUUAGAGAGGUAAAUGAUAUGUGGAGAUUAACAACAAACAAUCAAGAAAGAAGAAAAUAUUUUAAGAGACGUUCACCGCCCAUGUGGCGACUUGGCAUGUACUCAGAAGAAACUGCUAAGUAGUUUCUUAUUGAAAUAUUGGGAAACUACUGUCUUGUUUGGCUACUUAACUAAAUACUGUCAUUUAUUUUUAAAAGUUAAAAAUUAUAUUUUGAAAAUGAAUUAGAGUGUGCGGGCCUUUUGAGAAUAAAAAAAGUUGAGAAUAAAAAAAGUGGUUGUUAUCAAAUAUUUUUUG